CUCGCUCUCCCCCGGGCGGCCGGAGACGGCGGCGGCGUCUGCGGGAAGCCGUGUGUCUCCGCAGUGACGUGGGCGGGCCGAGGGCUCGGUGACGUCAGAGGGCUGUGUGUAGCGAUGUGUGUGGGGUUCGGAGCGGCGCCGGCACAGCCGAAGGGAGCGGGCGAGCGGCGGCGGCGGCGGGCACAGAUUCAUUAAAAGAAGAAUGAACAGUAAUCCUUGAAGAUAACUGGGCAGUUUUUCUUUAGGUAUCAUUUUUAACUGUAGAAGUUCAAGUGGAGUGAGAGGCUCUUGCUGGUGUGAGGAUUUAUUCAAGUCUUCAGGUUGUCGACACAGACCAGCAGAUCAUCGUUUUUAGAGAAGAAUUUUUUUUCUUUUUUUGGUGUCCUUGGUGCCAAAAAUUAAAUUUGGGUGCAUCAUUUUGACUUGUGUUUGUGUCUAGGUUUUAUGAUACAGUAAUCGCAUAAACUUUUCAUGUGUUUUGCUUAAAACCAAACCAAACCAUUGCAUUGAACCUGGACAUCUUGAAUUGAGAGGAUUGGUAACUUUAUUUUAAUACGUAUAUCCGAAGAAUUAAAAAAGAAAAAAAAAAACUUCCUCAGAGGUGUGCCUCUUCAAAUCAUAUUCUUUAUUAAAGACAAAACGAGGAAUUUUUAGCAUUUGUAGUGAAAUUAUACUAGAGUAUAAGCAGAACCAAAACAAAGUUGCAAAAUCUAUUCACUAGGGAGAUCUCUCUUUGGAAAUUUAAAUUUUCUAUGAGAGUAAAUUACCAUAAGUAUUGGUGUAUAUCGCUUUUCUCUCUUCAAAUAAGCAACUAAAUAACAAUGCAAAUCUCAGACUUACUUAUUUAACAGUAGUUUUUAGCAAUGGAAAACCUACAGACAAAUUUCCCCUUGGUUCAGGGUUCCAAUAAAAAACUGAAUGGGAUGGGAGAUGAUGGCAGCCCUCCAGUGAAAAAAAUGAUGACAGAUGUUCAUGCAAAUGGAAGAAUGAUGAUCAACAAGAUGCCAACAGUAAAGAAGGAACACUUGGAUGACUAUGAAGCGCCCAUGGAAACUAAUGGAGAGCAUGUCAAGCGAACCUGUGCCUCUGUGCCUGAACCUUUGCAUUUAAAUCCCAGUUUGAAACACACUUUGGCACAAUUCCACUUAAGUAGUCAGAGCUCUCUGGGUGGACCAGCAGCAUUCUCCGCUCGGUAUUCCCAAGAAAGCAUGUCACCUACUGUAUUUCUGCCUCUUCCAUCUCCUCAGGUUCUUCCUGGUCCACUACUCAUCCCUUCUGAUAGCUCCACAGAACUCACCCAGACUGUAUUGGAAGGGGAGUCUAUUUCGUGUUUUCAGGUUGGAGGAGAAAAGAGACUCUGUUUGCCCCAAGUCUUAAAUUCUGUUCUCCGUGAAUUUUCACUCCAGCAAAUAAAUACAGUGUGUGACGAGUUGUACAUCUAUUGUUCAAGGUGUACUUCAGACCAGCUUCAUAUCUUAAAGGUCCUAGGAAUACUCCCAUUCAAUGCCCCAUCCUGUGGGCUGAUCACAUUAACUGAUGCGCAAAGACUAUGUAAUGCUUUAUUGCGGCCACGUACUUUUCCUCAAAAUGGCAGCAUAUUGCCUGCUAAAAACUCAUUGGCCCAGUUAAAGGAAACUGGCAGUGCCUUUGAAGUGGAACAUGAAUGCUUGGGCAAAUGUCAGGGUCUGUUUGCACCCCAGUUUUAUGUUCAGCCUGAUGCUCCGUGUAUUCAGUGUCUGGAGUGCUGUGGAAUGUUUGCGCCCCAGACAUUUGUGAUGCAUUCUCACAGAUCACCUGACAAAAGGACUUGCCACUGGGGCUUUGAAUCAGCCAAGUGGCAUUGCUAUCUUCAUGUGAACCAAAAAUACCUAGGGACACCUGAGGAAAAGAAACUGAAGAUAAUUUUAGAAGAAAUGAAGGAGAAAUUUAGCGUAAGAAAUGGAAAGAGAACGCAAUCCAAGAUAGAUACACCAUCAGGAAUGGAAUUACCAUCAUGGUAUCCUGUUAUAAAGCAAGAAGGUGACCAUGUUUCUCAGACACAUUCAUUUUUACACCCCAGUUACUGCUUAUACAUGUGUGAUAAAGUGGUUGCUCCAAAUGUGUCGCUUACUUCUGCUGUAUCCCAGUCUAAAGAGGUCACAAAGAUAGAGGCGAGUAGAUCUGUACCAAGACAGUCAGAGAAGCCUCACAGUGGUGGGAAACAUCAAAAAACAGUGUCUUAUCCAGAUGUCUCACUGGAGGAACAGGAGAAAAUGGAUUUAAAAACAAGUAGAGAAUUAUGUGGCCAUUUAGAUCCAUCGGUCUCAAAUAAUUCUACAAGUAAAAAGAAACCUGAGUCUACCACUUGCAACUUAGUCCGAGACACAAGCAAGGCGGGAAUUGACCAUGAUGCUCUAGCUUCAUCUUCACUUCUUGUCAAAGAUGUCAUUUGUGAGGAUGAUAAGGGAAAAAUCAUGGAAGAAGUAAUGAGAACUUAUGUAAAACAACAGGAAAAACUGAACUCAAUUUUGCAGAAGAAGCAACAACUUCAGAUGGAAGUUGAAAUGUUGAAUAGUUCAAAAGCUAUGAAGGAACUCACUGAAGAACAGCAGAAUUUACAGAAAGAGCUCGAAUCUUUGCAGAAUGAACAUGCUCAAAGAAUGGAAGAAUUUUAUGUUGAACAGAAAGACUUAGAGAAAAAAUUAGAGCAGGUAAUGAAGCAAAAAUGUACCUGUGACUCAAAUUUAGAAAAAGACAAAGAGGCUGAAUAUGCAGCACAGUUGGCAGAACUGAGACAGAGAUUGGACCAUGCUGAGACUGAUAGGCAAGAACUCCAAGAUGAACUCAGACAGGAGCGAGAAGCAAGACAGAAGUUGGAGAUGAUGAUAAAAGAGCUAAAGCAGCAAAUUGUGAAAUCAUCAAAGACGGCUAAAGAAUAGAAACCUUUAAAGAGAUUCAUCUGUGUAUUCCCAACAGGGUUUAUUUUUGUUUGUUUGUUUGCUUUGGUAGUUGAAUUCUGAACAAGUUAUCUGCAUGAAGAUUACUUAGCAUUCUAUCCAUUUGUAGAUCAGAGAAAGUGAAGAGAUUAUAUAUUAGUACAUAAAUUUUUACAUUUUUCCAAAUGAAUGAAAAUGUAUGUUUCUUUGUACUUUUUUUUCCACCAGCUUAGUAACAGUACUAUAUGGUUUCAGCUAUUAGAUAAUCUGCCUAUAUUUCUAAUACAAAUUUAGCAGUUGUAUACUUUUUAAAAGCUGCGUUAUGUGAUGGAAAAUAGUUGUGACCAGUUUUGUUAUCCGUAUCUCAUACUCAAUUUUAGAUACAGUAGUGACUUCAUAUUUCAGAUAUAUAGAGCUAUUCAAGGAGUUGAAUCUCCAUUUUUUUCAUUAACAUAAUCUCCUUUCUAAGUUGAUAUAGUAUGCUCAUUAUUAUAUACAAAAUUUGCUUUUAUUUUGUUCAUAUUGUGGAAUGAAUUUUCACCAGUUCUCUUUAGUGUCUCCUAAAAGACGUUUUGUCAGAAGAGGAAUUUCACUGACGAGGUUACAGCACACCCCAUGGGCAUAAUGGGGAAGGAUAACGUGUUUUGUUAUACACUGCUGCUAAACACAAGAAGCAGUUGUAAUUUGUUUUUUGGUUUAAAUGUGGUUAUAGUUAGAAAAAUUUUUUUAUGUAGCAACUUCAGAAGAGGAAAUAAAAUGGAAUAAUUUUUGAACUUUUGUUUAUGUUGUUAAUAGUGGUGAGAAAACAUUAAUGUUCUUGAGGAAAACUGAUAACCAUUGAUGUACAUCAGUUUCUAUACAAUCCAUAAUCCUCCUGUACAGUUUUUAUAUGUAGUUAUGGGUCUUACUGAAAUUUAUAUAAUGGAUUUGUUUUCCUUAGUGGAUUUGUUUUCCUUUAAAUUGUAAAAUAUUAAACACCUUGAAGGUUAUUUUGGACUUUUGUAUGUUUAAAUGUUAAGUCUUACCAAAUUUGCACGGAUGGACCAUUUUCAAUUACUACUUAAUAUCAAAAUCAGGUAGUUACAGUCAACUGAUAGUGUAUGAUAGGUUAAUUUAGGGAACUUUAGUUAUCUGCUACUAAAAGUUUUUAGAUAAUUUUUAGAAGUCAAAGGAAUUCCAUAGUUUGGGGUAGGGGCAACAUCUUCUGCACUUUUUUUUUUUUUUUUUGCACAGAAAAGUCUAUCAUUCUUUAAUGGCAAAUUUCAUAUUAGUUAAUUCUUGGCUUAAAAGAUGUUAGGUAAAAUUUCCAGUGUGCAUUUUUUAAAGGAAGUUUUCUGAAGCUGCCAUUAAUUGACAUUAUUAUCCCAUGAAUUUUGUCUAUGUUCUCACGUAAGGGACUGUAUGAAAUUAGUUGAGAGCUAAAUUUAUAUUUAAAAUAACUCAGCUACAGUUAAGGUUAUAGUCCCAGCAUAGAUGAUAGAAACUUGAAUGGUAUAGAACUUCAAAAAUCAGUGAGUUAUCUAUCAUUUAGCCAGUUAUUUCCAUAUUUUGCUUAAUGGUACUUACAUGUCCUAAAAGAAUUUUUGUACUUCACAAAGUAUAGUUUCUUUGCUAGGGUGUGAUCUAAAUGUGUGUUUUCUAUUUUUCAUUUAAAUGUUACUGUAUUAACCCUAAAAUUUAAUUUGUUGAUUCUUGGAAUCUCCCUAAGGAGGAACAAAUGUUAAAAAUAACAUACCCUCCUAAUACCUUUUAUUUAGAUCCAGAGAAAGAAGAAUCACAAAGACAGUUUAUGAUGGAUACAGUUUCAUUGUAGUUGUGAAUUAGUUGUGUUACAGCUAAGCUUU
Messenger RNA from Ceratotherium simum simum (southern white rhinoceros), 4759 nucleotides. It is a transcript of the gene SKIL, whose product is annotated as SKI like proto-oncogene. NCBI's taxonomy places the organism in Eukaryota, Metazoa, Chordata, Mammalia, Perissodactyla, Rhinocerotidae. Gene Ontology annotation, cellular component: cytoplasm; nucleus; transcription regulator complex. Gene Ontology annotation, molecular function: DNA-binding transcription factor activity, RNA polymerase II-specific; SMAD binding; RNA polymerase II cis-regulatory region sequence-specific DNA binding. The record is from RefSeq and is a predicted model, not a curated record. Gene Ontology annotation, biological process: negative regulation of BMP signaling pathway; negative regulation of transcription by RNA polymerase II; negative regulation of transforming growth factor beta receptor signaling pathway.